Alternaria infectoria is the source of this 1239-nucleotide messenger RNA. RefSeq lists its product as uncharacterized. The transcript has a single exon. The record is from RefSeq and is a predicted model, not a curated record. Lineage: Eukaryota; Fungi; Ascomycota; Dothideomycetes; Pleosporales; Pleosporaceae. Bases 1 to 1239 code for a protein of 412 amino acids.
AUGAUGCAAUUUGCGAACCCCACAAACGAUGUCAUUGACACUACUGUGCGCAAAGCCUAUCUUAGUGAUAUAUGUCUCACCUAUAGCGUCCUAAGACCAGGCAUGGAAAUACUGCGAGAUGGUUCCGACAAAUAUUCCAGCAAGCCGGACUUCUUACCCCCAGAUACAAUGGAUAACGAUCGAAGGAAAGAUUUGAAGCACUCUGCAACGCCGAUAACCUCGGUAGAUCUUUUGACCGCGGCGGCCGCUGUGGGAAAUAUCGAAGCUGUCGAUCAUUUCAUAGCACAAGGGGCAGACCCUCUGGGGUACACUUCUGGCAUACUCACUGGCCCGAUCAAAGCAGCUGCAGUGUGUGGCCACACUCCAAUGGUUCUUAAGCUUGUAGAGCUUGCAAGACAUGAUUUCCCGACUCUUGGAGCGCGGGAACGUGACUGGAUUCUCGUCACAUUCGAGACUGCGGUGUGUCAUGCCAUGAAAGCUGGAGACACAGAAUCAGUGCGAAUGUUACUAGAAUUUUUCGUCACUCGCCGUGAAGCCCGAAUCCCGGAGAUUUGGAAAAAGUUGAUUACCGAUGGAGCACAAAACGGCAAAACCGAAACCCUCGUGACGAUUUUGAAGGACGAUAUCCCGAAACGCAAUCCAGGGGAUCACCACAGCGAUUUGCAGUACGCGUUAAAAGAAGCUUGCGAAGCUGGACAUUCCGAACUCGUAUGCCGCAUACUUGGUGGCGAUUUCGUGCUUUUUAAUCGGGAUCACCUCAUUCAACAAACAUCACUGGAAGCAGCUCGUUACGGACAUCGAAAGUUGGUCGAUGUCCUCAGAAGCUACGGCGCCCAUAUCGGAUCACAACAUCUCGUCGAAGGUAUGACAACUUUUGCAGACAGGGCAACGACUCACUUCCUUAUGACCCGCCACCUGGUUGAUGCGGGUGUUUCGAUAGACGCGCAAGUUCUUAAGCAGUGUGAAAGUAAGGCAUCUUUUGCACUACGUGCAAGACACAAGAUGAAGCAGAGCCACUUCUGUCUUACUGAUGGUGCCAUGGUAACCAUCUUGAUUGCGAGCGAAGCGAAGCGACAGGGCUUACGGGCAGAACUCAAGUCGUGCGGCAGCAUCAAGCUUCUACUGAGGCUAGUGCUUAAUGGGAAGAUCAUAGUUCCUCCUGAGCCGCUGGAUUUCAUGAAACUGGCGGUAGAGGUAGUAGACUGGCUGGCUAGUGAGAGUCAGCCAGCGGCGUCUUAA